Molecule: messenger RNA, 549 nt
Organism: Trichomonas vaginalis G3
Lineage: Eukaryota; Parabasalia; Trichomonadida; Trichomonadidae
Exons: 1
Coding region: 1-549 (182 amino acids)
Source: RefSeq, a predicted model, not a curated record
AUGGUAGUGAGAGAACAACUGACUGUGGAAGGACAUCCAUUACCUUCAGAAGUUACCAUAGUAUAUAAUUUUGAAACAAACUCAAUAGAUUUUAAAGUCAUCUCUGCAAAGAAGUCAGGUUUUACAUUUAAUGAAGCAGAUGUAUAUUCGAAUGAAAACUUCAAAGCUAUUGCAUGGUUAGAUAAUGACGAUUGCUUUAAGAAAAUAUUUAAAUACAGUGACUCAACGAUGUCAAUAGAUGACCUUCGUGGAAUGUUACCAUCGACGUUUACAGUUGAAGGCUCAGCAGGAUUGCUUACAAGAUUGUCAAUUGGUGGUAUUUGGUCUCGUGAGAACAUUGUUAUAAAAUCCAGUAUAAGUGAAUUUGCUGAAGAAUCUAUAUUAUGUCUUUCAAACUACAUGUAUUCGCCACCGAAGCAUUAUAGUAUAACAAACUUUGUCAGUAAGUUUAACAUAAGACUUGUCGAACCUUCUUCAAUGAAAGAUGUUGUGCUACCCAAAGACGGAAAGGAUGGACUCAUUAUUGAGAUGAUUUUAAUAGCAUAUUAA